AUGUACACGGUACCUCUAGUAACCAUCACCGGCUCAAGACCCUUUCAGGGCUCAACCUUCAACGUGGCAACCGAAACCCAAACCCUCAUGGGAAGCAUGGAAAAGAAGAAGAACAAUGAAUUCGCUUCUGCCGCCAGAGAUAUGAUCUUCUCUGGCGGCGUGUUCGAAAGCCUGGAGAACGAUGACUCUGACGGCGCCAUCGACGACGGAGACGCAGAUGAGGACAUGGUCAAUUCGAAAAGGAACUUCUGUCAAAUGAGAAUCCAGAAAAGGAACUCAGAAGCUGGCCUUCUGAAGAAGGUCAUUCCCUUUCACUGGGCUCCUAUGCUCUCACCCCUGACCGAGAACGAUAUCGACACAUGCGUUACUCUUGAAAAUGUCGCACUUUCAGAAGCGAAGUAUAGAUCAACACGUGAAAAGAUCGAAUACCGUAUUCGGAAAUCAGGAGUCUGCUACGGCCUAUUCAAUACCGUGAGGCCAAGCGAUGUUAAGAAGAUCUCUCUCACAACCAUGCAACACAGUCGGCCAGUCGAGUCAGGACGAUGCGAUGGAGCCAAACAUGUCAUGUUUGCGCACGUCCUUGCAACACUUGGAACCCACCCAGUCGUAACUGAUGCCGAUAUGGCCAUGCCCGAGAACUGGAGAGACUCGAAAGCAAGCAAAGGCUCACCUCUGGGCCAUCAAUCUUCAGGGAGAACAAUUUGUCUCCAUUCCUUCAUCGUGUGCCCAGAGGUCCAGGGGGUUGGCAUCGGGAAAACAGUGAUGAAGUCAUAUCUGGAGCUUAUGAAUGUAUCUGGGAUGGCUGAUCGAGUUGCCAUAAUUUGCCAACCGUACGCGAUCCAAUUCUACAAGUGCUUUGGAUUCAAAGACCUUGGUCCAAGCACAGAAGCCCUUGCUGGUCAAGGCUGGCAUGCCAUGGUGCUUGAACUCCAUGGUCCCAAGAGAAAGACUAAGGAGGAACCUACACGGAGGAAUGAGGAUGGGGAUUCUCCAACCUCCAAGGCGAAGAAAUCGCCAUCAUAG
Messenger RNA from Fusarium subglutinans, 1023 nucleotides. RefSeq names its product acetyltransferase. Bases 1 to 1023 code for a protein of 340 amino acids. NCBI's taxonomy places the organism in Eukaryota, Fungi, Ascomycota, Sordariomycetes, Hypocreales, Nectriaceae. Gene Ontology annotation, molecular function: aralkylamine N-acetyltransferase activity. Gene Ontology annotation, cellular component: cytoplasm. The record is from RefSeq and is a predicted model, not a curated record. The transcript has 5 exons.